CCCGGAACCAGGAAGCAGGCACUCUGUAUCCGGGGGAACAGCUGGUCUGAGGCGCUGCGCUGUGUCCGCUUGAUUCUGUACCGGGGACGGGGAGGCGGAACUCUGCGGCUGAGAGCUGAGUCUGCCUUACCUCAGCCAUGCUCUCUGUUUGGAAUUUCUUGAAGCGUCACAAGAGAAAAUUCAUCUACUUUGGUGCAUUUGUUGGAGGUGUGUACAUCCUUGGAAAGUAUGCUCAAAGGAAAAUCCGUGAAAUUCAAGAGAGAGAAGCUGCUGAUUAUAUUGCACAAGCGCGGAGACAGUAUCAUUUUGAGAGCAAUCAGAGGACAUGUAACAUGACAGUAUUAUCAAUGCUCCCGACUCUGAGAGAGGCUUUAAUGCACCAGCUGAAUUCAGAAAGCCUAACAAGUCUGCUGAAAAACAGACCGUCAAACAAGAUAGAAAUAUGGGAAGAUCUGAAGAUUAUUAGUUUUGCUAGAAGUAUAGUAGCAGUGUACAGUACGUGCAUGUUGGUUGUGCUCCUGAGAGUUCAGCUAAAUAUUAUUGGCGGAUAUAUCUACCUAGAUAAUUCUUCCGCAGCAAAGACUGACAAUGGACUUCAGGCGUCCCCUGAGGUACAACAACAAUAUCUUUCUAGCAUUCAGCACCUCCUAGGAGAUGGUCUUACUGAGCUGAUAACACUUGUGAAACAGGCAGUCCGGAAAGUGCUGGGCAGUUUAUCCCUAAAGAAGUCUCUUUCACUUACUGAGUUGGAGCAACAUAUUAAAGAAAUCCGCAGAUUGGUGGAAGAGUAUAACAAGACGUCAGAGGAGUCACAGAGCAAGUCUCAGUUAUGCUAUUUUAUGAUGCCAGACGAAGAGAACCCACUGACCUCUCAGGCAUGUGGGCUAACAGAGAAGGACGUCACCACCAUCCGUCUCCUGAAUGAAACCAGAGAUAUGUUGGAGAGUAAAGACUUCGGCACAGUGUUGAAUUCAUGUCUGAAUCGAGGUUUCGGAAGGCUUCUCGACAGCAUUGCAGAGUUCUUUCGACCAGAUGAACAAGUAUUAAAUCAGACCAGCUCAUUGAACAGCCUUUCCAGCAUUAGUCUUCCACUGGCCAAAAUUAUCCCUAUAGUUAAUGGACAGAUCCACUCCAUAUGUAGUGAAAUGCCCAGCCAUUUUGUCCAGGAUCUCCUACUCAUGGAACAAGUUAAGGACUUUGCUGCCAAUGUGUAUGAAGCUUUUAGCACGCCCCAGCAGCUUGAGAAGUAAUGGUCCAUCGCACUCCUGAGAACCCAGCAGCACAUCAAUGUUUACAGGCUAUGUAUGACAUUCCUUUUUAAUUAAAGAA
This is a messenger RNA of Bufo bufo (common toad), 1329 nucleotides long. RefSeq names its product peroxisomal biogenesis factor 3 (gene PEX3). Gene Ontology annotation, biological process: protein import into peroxisome membrane. Gene Ontology annotation, molecular function: protein-macromolecule adaptor activity. The record is from RefSeq and is a predicted model, not a curated record. The transcript has 13 exons. Gene Ontology annotation, cellular component: peroxisomal membrane. NCBI's taxonomy places the organism in Eukaryota, Metazoa, Chordata, Amphibia, Anura, Bufonidae. The coding region runs from base 138 to 1250 and encodes 370 amino acids.